AUGGUCACUCCAAACCUUGAUUCGGCCUCAGGUGCCGGCCAAUACCAGGAUCAUCCAGACGCACCCCUGCCGAUCCGGGUGGAGCAGUCGGAAUCGAACUCGAGAUCGGAGCAGAGAUCAUCUUCAACGCAAACGCAAACUCAAGCCGAGGAUGAACACGACUACAAUUGCGAAAGCGCCAGUGAAGCUGACUCCCAACCAGCAUUGGCUCAAUCAGAACCCCGUCCUAUCGAGGAUGACGAAGACGAUGACUCCGUCGCUUUUGCUGCAGCUUCGCGGCCCCGCCAUGCAUGGCAGAUAUGGUGGUUGCGAAAUAAGGGUAUGGGGCUUGUCCUGCUGGCGCAGGCCUUCGCUGCGUCCAUGAAUGUCAUGACCCAGGUCUUGGAAAUUCAUAGUGCUAUGCAUCCUUUCCAGAUCCUCUUCGCCCGCAUGUCCAUAACAGCAAUCGCAAGCUACCUAUACAUGUACUUCGCCUCAACACCCUCCCCACUCGGCACCCGCCCAGUCCGCGGUCUCCUCCUCCUCCGCGCCCUCUUCGGCUUCACAGGCGUCUACAGCCUCUACUACUCCGUCCAAUACCUCCCCCUCUCCGAAGCAACAGUAAUAACCUUCCUCUCCCCAAUAAUCUCCUGCUACGCCUGCUCGCUCCUCAUCCCCGGCGAGACCUUUUCCCGGAAACAGCUCGUCGCCGGUCUGAUCUCCCUCGGCGGUGUCGUGCUCAUCGCCCGUCCCUUCAGCAAGCGCGACCCACACACCGCAAUUGCAACCCCAACCGCCGCAGCCGCAUGGGCAUUAGGCUUGUCCACUUCGACUGUCGAUAAACCCCCCUCCGAAACAGACUCCUACCACCACGUCAUGGCGACAAUCGUCGCUUUGGUCGGCGUGCUCGGCGCUUCAGGUGCUUACUCUUCUAUCCGUAUGAUCGGCCGUCGUGCGCACCCCCUCGUGUCCGUGACUUACUUCUCGUCCGUGACGACGGUUAUUUCUCUCGUUGCGAUGCUGACCGUGCCUUCUGUGCCAUUCCGGGUGCCUAAUACGGUGGUGGAGUGGUCAUUGCUGACAGGGCUGGGUGUCUGUGGGUUCCUGUUGCAGUUUUUGUUGACGGCGGGAUUGUCGUAUGUCCCGCCUGCGUCUGUCUCGGAUGGGAAGCCUCAGGGGUCGCGUGCUACAUCGAUGGUUUAUAUGCAGAUGUUCUUUGCGGUGUUUUAUGAUAAGGUUGUCUGGGGGAGUACCCUUAGCCCGAUUAGUUGGGUUGGAUCUGCGAUCAUUUUGGCAUGUGCGGUUUAUGUGGCGUUUGCGCAUGAAAGUCCUGUGCAACAGGGUGGGCCUGGGAGUGGAGUGGACGAGUAUCGGGAUGUAGAGGGAUACAAGGACGCCACCGACGAAGAGAGCGCUGAGGGGUCAGGGCCAAGGAAUUGA
Messenger RNA from Penicillium samsonianum, 1419 nucleotides. RefSeq names its product DMT family transporter. The record is from RefSeq and is a predicted model, not a curated record. The transcript is spliced from 2 exons. NCBI's taxonomy places the organism in Eukaryota, Fungi, Ascomycota, Eurotiomycetes, Eurotiales, Aspergillaceae. Gene Ontology annotation, cellular component: membrane. The coding region runs from base 1 to 1419 and encodes 472 amino acids.